This is a messenger RNA of Dinoponera quadriceps, 1710 nucleotides long. RefSeq lists its product as uncharacterized. Bases 870 to 1571 code for a protein of 233 amino acids. The record is from RefSeq and is a predicted model, not a curated record. Lineage: Eukaryota; Metazoa; Arthropoda; Insecta; Hymenoptera; Formicidae. The transcript is spliced from 3 exons.
GAUUGAUCUGUAUGAGCUGAUGAUGCAUGAUUUUUCUGUUUAGCUUCAGCUGGUUCACCUGCACACCAUGGAUCCCAAAAAAAGGUUUCAGACACCCUGUAUAUAAUGUACUGCGCAUAUUUAUGUAUUUAUUUAUUUAUAAUCUAUAUAAUUGAUACGAGUCAUAUUACGGAUUUAGCGAAAUUGUUUGUGAAUAAACAAUGAACAUAUAGGCUUUGUUAAUGGCUGUGUAUUAUACAUUUAUUUAUAAAUAACUCACUAAAUUCGUAUUGCGGUUCAAGUUUCGAUAACCUAAAUAAGCAUUGAACAAAAUUUGUGCGGCAUUAGAUGAGCUUCACCCAGGCGUAACAAUGUAGAAUUAUAAUUGCUUCUAUUUCACUUUACCGUGAUAUUUAAUCUCGUUGAGUAAUCGCCGAUUUUAUUUAAAUAUUCUCAUAAUAAACAAGUAGUUUUAUUUACAGUUUUUCAAUUGGAACGGGACGAGCAAAAGGGUAAUAUUUAUAACGAGAAGAAGAUCAUGUAGUUAUUCCGACUAAAUCAAGGUCGCAAAUAUAUUUUGCAGUCGAAAUUUUCAGUUAAAUAAUAUAACGUUCGUAAAUUUUUCGUUGUACAAACCAGACAUAUUAUUUCGGCCACAAAAACUUACAAAAAAUUUUAUGAAUCUAUUAAGACUUGUUUAAAUCUUCAAAAGUUCAGGUAAAGGGCAGUACGACGAAAAUUAUAAGUUUCAACUUGCCUUGAAGUGAACUAUAGAAAAUAUACUGAAUGAUCUAGAAGAAAAGAACCAAAAGAUUUAGACGUGUAUUUAGACGCCACAAAAUUAGACAAAAGAAAUAUUAAACAUGAAACAUCUUUAAAUUGACAAUCUCAUGUUGACUUUACUAAAAUUUUUAUCUUCUAAUUACAGCUUAACGAAGAUGGGGCAAAUUACGAGUAGAACGCCCGAAACAUGGAAAAGUCUCAUGAACGAGAGAGAUUAUAUUUUACAUUGGAGCUCCGAAGUAUUGGCGAGAGUGCAGGAUAACGUUACAAAUGAGGAUACCUUCUUGAUCGACUAUGAUGACGACAAGGUAGAUGCUAAGAUCGAGACGUGGAUUACGGCUAGUCAAGCACGAGUCGACGAAAUGCUCAACAAAUAUCCGAACAUGUCGUACGAAUGUAAAACUGUAGUCACGACUAAAAUGGAACAGCUUUCCGCAGAAUUACGAGAAAAUAUACGAAAGAAUUACCAGCACGCGUACAACGACAUAAGAAAGCUCAAUAAGAGAGUAGAUUUUUUGGGCAGGAACGGAAGAAAGAUACACUUCAAAAUACAAAAGCUAGAGGAAAAGUGCGCGGGAAACACACAAAAGUUCCAAAAGAAAUUAAGACCACUGCGUGUGAAAAUCUUCAAUAACUUAAUAAUCAGCGAAAGGAUGAUGUUCCAAGAUAAAAGGCUCAAAAUCCAUUUUACCAAAAAGGUCUACGAUAUCGAUCACAAGAUCUCCGCCAAUUACGCGAAACAAGUCGAAAAGUUGUUAAGAGACUUUGAGAAUAGUACGCGGGAGGAACGUCUCGACACCAAUUCGUAGCAACAAACGCACACAGGUACGACUAAUUAUCUCACGCUUUUACCCGGUGAAAUCUGAUAUAUGCAAUCAUGAUUUAAUUAAACAAAUUAAACUAACUGUGUUUCGUAUUCGUGCAACAAAAUAUACCUUAAUCACAGGA